ACCCGUGUGGCGCCUGGAAGAGCAUGACAACCUUCCUGGUAUAGUAGGAUUCCAACAAUCCGGCAUCGCUACAGCAUCUCCCUCCUUUCUCAUUCAACGUCCAUACAAACCUCGCCACCGAUCCAUCCAAAGUUUUCAACAUCGCUUCGUGCAGCUCGGUGAUGGCUGCACGAACGAUGGGGAUCGCCUCGGUGACGACCAGUCUGGCGGUGGUGCUGCCGGUGCUGGUGGCGCUGGCUUUCUCCAGGGCUGCGGCGCAGGGCAAUGGCUGCUCCAGCGUGAUGAUGACCCUCUCCCCGUGCAUGGACUUCAUCUCCAGCAAGGCGCCGGAACCAGGGAUCUCCUGCUGCUCGGUGCUCGCCGGAGUGGUCCAGACCGACCCCCGCUGCCUCUGCAUGGUCCUGGAUGGCACCGCGACGUCCUUUGGCAUCUCCAUCAACCAGACGAGGGCGAUGGAGCUCCCUGGAGUCUGCAAGGUCAAAGCACCACCGAUCAGCCACUGCACAGGCGUCCAAGGAGCACCUGCACCAACACCUUCCAAUGAGGCAGCAACAGCAGAGGGGGAAGAAGUUGAGGCAACAGCAGAUUCCCCAAAAGGAUAUGGAGCCUCAAUGACGGAAAGCUCCACAAACUCAAAGAAUGCAGCAAGUUUAAUGGCCACAAUGAUUACUCCCAUCUGUGUGUUGCUCUAUGCCUUCUAAGCGUUCAUACAACUUCAGUGGGAAUUAGGUCUUUCCUGAGUCUUGACCAUGUACUUAACCAUGAUUCUCGGCACAUUUUUGUACGGUAUGAGUUUCUUAUGCGUCACAAUUUCAUCAAAUUCAAAAAUCAAUUCUCAACAAUUUCAGCGGCAUGCAUUCUACAA
Molecule: messenger RNA, 865 nt
Organism: Sorghum bicolor (sorghum)
Lineage: Eukaryota; Viridiplantae; Streptophyta; Magnoliopsida; Poales; Poaceae
Product: non-specific lipid-transfer protein-like protein At2g13820
Exons: 3
Coding region: 162-701 (179 amino acids)
Source: RefSeq, a predicted model, not a curated record